AUGACUCAAGGACAUUUACUUAAAUUGCUCUGUUCCAAUCAAGUGAAAAAGAUUGCACAUGACUGCCGGCUUGAUAGCGGAGCUCUGUACAAGCAUUACAAUGCUGUUCUGAGCAAUGUUUUUGAUACACAGAUGGCCCACAUUCUAAUCAAUGUCAGAAAUGGGAGUGACAGUUGGUGGGACCCUGCACGUGCUUCUUUAAAGACACUCUGUUUCAUAUAUAAUGUUCCUUUGUUGGCAUCACUUAAGGACUCAGUAAAAUACUCUAUGACACAGAAUGAUUCCUUCUGGUCAGAGCGUCCCCUUACUGAUCGCAUGGUAAAUUAUGCUGCUGCAGAUGCUGCACAACUUAUUCCUUUAUACAGUAAAAUAUUGCCGCUUCUUUCUGAAUCUGAUCGUGGUUUAAUGUGUCAGCUGAGUAAGGAACAAAUCUACACAAUGAUUGAUGGAGAUUGGGUACGUAGCAUCCAAAGCUUUAGGAAAGGCAAAGAACUUCAUGAAAGGCUCAAACAGCUUCCAGAUCUUCCUUUAAGUAAGCAACAAAGAAAGUUGUUAAACCGCUACAGACAUUUAGUUUCUAUUCCUCAGGCUCCACCUGCUCAACCAACUUUGAGGGACAUAUGA
This is a messenger RNA of Acanthosepion pharaonis, 624 nucleotides long. The record is from the annotation of a GenBank genome assembly. NCBI's taxonomy places the organism in Eukaryota, Metazoa, Mollusca, Cephalopoda, Sepiida, Sepiidae.